Molecule: messenger RNA, 1240 nt
Organism: Abrus precatorius (Indian licorice)
Lineage: Eukaryota; Viridiplantae; Streptophyta; Magnoliopsida; Fabales; Fabaceae
Product: ATP-dependent Clp protease ATP-binding subunit CLPT1, chloroplastic-like
Exons: 6
Coding region: 54-830 (258 amino acids)
Source: RefSeq, a predicted model, not a curated record
UCAAUUUUCAUCUAUUUUGGAUCACAUCAAAUAUCCUCUUCCCUCAGUUGAAGAUGAAAGCUUGCAAUUGCAUUCUACCCAUUAUUUACCCAACAAACCCAACCCCCAUAACCUCACUCUCAGCUUCUCUUUUCACUCCAAUGGCUUCCAUUCCCACUAUCUCUUCUUCUCUGCACACAAUAUCUCCUCACUCUUCAUCCCAUUCAAACCCAUCUCUCACAUCUCUCUUCGGAACCAGAAUCACCCUCCAACGCGCCACGUCAUCAACCCUUUUCCUCCUCAACAAGAAUUGUCGUGCGACAUCAGCAACUGUGUCGUUUAGCCUCCCAACCCCGAAACCCCUUUCGGAUACGCCCGAGAAAACCCCAAAGUGGUCGGCGAGGGCUAUAAAGUCUUAUGCAAUGGCGGAAUUGGAAGCGAGGAAGCUCAAGUAUCCCAACACAGGAACUGAGGCACUUCUCAUGGGGAUUUUGGUAGAAGGAACAAGUAGGGCUGCAAAAUUCUUAAGAGCUAAUGGAAUUACUCUUUUCAAAGUACGUGAAGAAAUAGUAGAACUACUUGGAAAGUCUGACUUAUAUUAUUUCAGCCCUGAGCACCCUCCAUUGACUGAACCAGCCCAGAAAGCCCUUGAUUGGGCAAUUGAGGAGAAAUUGAAGUCAGGUGAAGGAGGAGAAAUAAACGUGACAUAUAUACUUCUAGGAAUUUGGUCACAAAAAGAAUCUGCAGGUCAACUGAUAUUGGCUGCUUUAGGUUUCAAUGAUGAAAAGGCCAAAGAACUUGCUAACAUAAUUGAUGGAGAUGUUGAUUUGAGUUUCAAAAGGCAAGCAUAAGAAAUUUCUUUCAGUAGUGGUUGAUUGAUACCUGUUGACCCUUGGCAUUGCAAGUUCGUCUGGGGAAAAAAUUAACUAUACUCCCUCAAGUUUAUCAACAAGUGCCUGCAUUAAUGUGCUUUAGAUUUCAAUGUCAAAUAUUGUUGUACACCAAUUGGAGAUGAUGAAUUUUGCAUUUUUAAAAAAAAUUUAUACAAGUUUUGUGGAAGCCAAAUUUUUAAGCAGGGUGUGAUGGUAAAAUUGGUAAUCCCACUCUGCUUCAUCUUCCCCUUGUAACUUUAUCAUCCCUUUUGAACUUGAGUUGUAUCAGUACCAUUUUCCUAAAAGUUGGAACUUUUAUUUAUUAUGAAAUUAAUUGUAAUGGACCCUCAAAAAAUUUUAUGAUCUGUGAAGGAAAUGAUUGAUUUGUU